AUGUUGCGCACUAAACCCAAGACUACUUGUCUGCUUUUCCCCAACGAGAGUGAUUUUAUCACUGUUCUCGAAGUCGGCGCGCCAAAAGAACUCCCCAUCACUAGUUGCAUCAAGCCCAAAUCCCCUCAGAGUCAGAAGCAACUCAAGCAACCAAAGGAAGUUAUGAAGCGCGGGGCCAGACUCAUGGGAUCAAAAGCCGGACUACUUCCUACGCUACUUGAGCCUUCAGUCUUGCGAACAAUUGUAGUCAAGUCAAUCAUUCAACGGAAUCAUCAGAGACACGCAAAGAUCGAGCUCGGCCUAUACCUUCUGCUGGACGCCGAGCCAACCUCAAAAAGUCAAUCUCUCAAGCAACUGGAGCCGUGUUCCCCUGCUGAAGAUUAUUGGCUAGAUGCCUCAGAAACUUCCAUCUCUUUCAACGAUUCUCUACCCGCGCACCUUUACACCCCUCGUCGUCUGCCGAUGAUUCAAUUGCUCAAGAAUUGGUGGCGAUACCGUUAA
This is a messenger RNA of Puccinia graminis f. sp. tritici CRL 75-36-700-3, 501 nucleotides long. RefSeq lists its product as uncharacterized. Lineage: Eukaryota; Fungi; Basidiomycota; Pucciniomycetes; Pucciniales; Pucciniaceae. The coding region runs from base 1 to 501 and encodes 166 amino acids. The transcript has a single exon. The record is from RefSeq and is a predicted model, not a curated record.